AUGGCGAUGAAAAUUGCUACUUCAACGCUUAAGCGUCUUGUAUCAAAUGUCGAAGUUGAACGGAAAUUCAACCCAGGACCAAAUUUUUUCUCAUAUCUGGCGAAUCAUGUCUGGGACACAAACCAAGCGCUACGCGCUAGGGGUCCCUUUACCGUUAUAAAAUGUCCGGGACAGCUUAUUCGCGACACAUACUACGACACUGAGGACCACCGUCUUAGCGGGCUAGGCCUGUGGGUUCGGCGGCGGGACGUCCGCACGCUGCCGACCGAUUCCCCCCACGCUUUAGCGCAAGCCACCAGUACUCAAGAUGAGGGACAGUGGAACGCCAAGUCACGACUCGCAGGUCACUAUAACAACUCACAAUUUGUCGAAUUGGACGGAAAGGCGAAGGUUUCCCAAGAGGUGCUGCGCAUCACUGAGAUGAGAACAAAGCUUGAAGACUUGCAGAUCGUCUCAGAUCUGUUGACGAACCGUUCAAUAUGGGAAGUGAAGGAGCUUAUGGAUGGUGUGGCGCCGUCGGCCAACAUGACGAUUGUCCUGGACGCUGUCACUGAGGCUGAGGCCAAGACUAGCGAGGAUGGAAGUGAUGGGCACGACGUCUUCAAUCAUACCAUUGGAGAGGUAGAACUCUUCGAAGAGGUUAUUACUGAGGACAUGGAAAAUCAGGAGCAUAAGGCUCACCGCAAGGAAAUUGCAGCACAGAGGAUGAAGGAGCUGGAGCAAUUCAUCUCAGCUCAUCCCGACCUUUUCUCCACGAAUCCGAAGCCAAUUGGAAAACUCACUGCGUAUGAUAUGUGGAGAGCUGCACAUAGCCGGCAUUAA
This is a messenger RNA of Hypoxylon trugodes, 822 nucleotides long. RefSeq lists its product as uncharacterized. Gene Ontology annotation, molecular function: thiamine triphosphate phosphatase activity; magnesium ion binding. The coding region runs from base 1 to 822 and encodes 273 amino acids. The record is from RefSeq and is a predicted model, not a curated record. The transcript has a single exon. Gene Ontology annotation, biological process: thiamine diphosphate metabolic process; dephosphorylation. Lineage: Eukaryota; Fungi; Ascomycota; Sordariomycetes; Xylariales; Hypoxylaceae.